CAGCCGGGCCGCCAUCGGCGGCGCACACGGCGUGGCGUUCCUCGGUCCCGCUUCAGAGCUUGUGCACGGCUUCACCUCAGCUCAGCCACCGCCGCCUCAGUGCUGCUCGGCGCCGGUCCCGCCUGGCCACCCCCGGCUUCACCGCGCCCGCCCGCGGUAGCGGUUCCCUGCAGCUGCCGGGCCGCUUUCCCGGCCUCUCGCAAGCCACUCUUGAAUCUCUCCGCUGCGAAAGAGAGCAAGCUGUGUUGAAAAAACUUUCUGCCAUGAGAUGAGGUUCUAGUAUGCAUUUGUAACUGGUAUAGUAAUCUGGACUUUGCACAGGAGUGGAAAAGCCUGACAUUCCUGAAAAUGGCAGCUGAGACAUCCACAGAAGUUCCAAAAACUGCUAGACAAUUCGUCCUUAAAGAAGAGGUAAUUGUAGAAAGAAAAUGGUUGAAGCUUGAAGAAACAACUUAUACUGAUCCCUUUGGUAAAACCAGAACUUGGGAAACUGUAAAGCGUACUGGCAACAGAAAGGGCGUUUCAGCUGAUGGUGUAGCUGUGAUAGCGGUACUACAGAGAACUCUCCACUACGACUGCAUUGUCCUGGUGAAACAGUUCAGGCCUCCAAUUAAUGGCUAUUGCUUGGAAUUUCCUGCAGGCCUCAUUGAGGAAAAUGAGACUGCAGAAAGCGCUGCUUUGCGAGAGUUGGAGGAAGAAACUGGGUACAAGGGGGAAGUUGUUGAAUGUACUCCAGCUCUCUGCUUGGACCCAGGUUUGUCAAACAGCACGACACACAUUGUGAGCGUCACCAUUAAUGGAGAUGAGGCUGAGAAUACAAGACCUAAGCAAAAACUUGAUGAUGGAGGUAUGUUACGUAGCUGUGCUCAGUGACAGUAAGGUCAAGUGUGAUCAUCUUAUGGCAAGUUUUACUUAGAAAAUGUCAGUUAAAGCUGUUUUUUAUUUGAGCUUAGUUAAUCUCCUGACCUGAAUCAAACAUGCAUGAGACUGGCUUUGGCCUAGACAUGAAAAUGCCUGUGGGGCAUUAGCGCAUCAGUUAUCUUCAAGCAUUGCACCUACAGCACCAUUAUCUCAGGAAAUACACAUUACUGGACCCACAACAGCUGUAGAUGAAGCCCCAAAGAUAACUAAUUCAGAUAGACUAGGGAGAGGUGUAAGGCAACACAAAUUCAUCAAGAACAAACCCUUUGUCUUUCUGCUAUUUUGGUCUUCAAAUGCAUCUAUGGUCCAUCACUGUACCAGUAUAAGCCAGACAAAAGUCCACUUCAACAGUGUAUUUUCCAUUCUCAGAAGGGAGAAGGUCUCCUUUUAGAAGGAUUCUUAUACUCCAUAGCUGUCAGCUACGCUGGUUUUCCCAGCUCUCUCGUUUCUUUCUGCUGAACCUGGUUUUUAAUGAUCCCACUUUAUCAGCCUUUUUAUGAUACAUGAAGGCUCACAGCUUUUGGAUGGUGAUGAGCAUUAAGCCAGUGUGUUCCCCCUUCCAAGCUGUAAGAAACAGAACGCUGAGGUAGCCUUCCUCUACUGUUCGCUAAAUUAAAGGUGCAUAAA
Molecule: messenger RNA, 1548 nt
Organism: Grus americana (Whooping crane)
Lineage: Eukaryota; Metazoa; Chordata; Aves; Gruiformes; Gruidae
Gene: NUDT5
Product: nudix hydrolase 5
Exons: 9
Coding region: 349-873 (174 amino acids)
Biological process (GO): ribose phosphate metabolic process; nucleoside phosphate metabolic process
Cellular component (GO): nucleus
Molecular function (GO): ADP-ribose diphosphatase activity
Source: RefSeq, a predicted model, not a curated record